This is a messenger RNA of Dermacentor andersoni, 2755 nucleotides long. Lineage: Eukaryota; Metazoa; Arthropoda; Arachnida; Ixodida; Ixodidae. The record is from RefSeq and is a predicted model, not a curated record.
GUUCUGUUUAGUGUAGCAUAUGCGGUGAGCACCGUUAUUGUCUCCAAUUGCCAAGAGGCGCGCCUUAUAUCCGCAUCACUAACACAGCAGUAAAACUUCAAUCGAACUAACUUUUUGCUCGGAACUUGCGCGACGACGUCUUCGCGCGGAAGAACACGGCCAGGCGCACGCAGGCCUGGUUUCUGUGGCUGUUUCGAAUGUGCGAGCAGCGGCCGGCUUCGUCCCGGUUUUCAACAUUUGUCGCGUUUUUCGCUGCUGCAAGAUCUAGCCGAGCAGUGUUUUGGAUUCUACGGCUACAUAUCAAAGGAUUGCAUAGGACAAUACUACCCGCUCGAACGAAGAAAGGCACCACGAAGGGGCUUCUGUUCUGGCACGAAGGAGACUUGGCCGGUGCUUUCGAUUCGGCGCCCUCGGUACGGCUCACACCAGACGCCCCUGGGCGAUAGGCUUCCAUGAGUUUUGCGGAUCCCUGCAAACAGUUAUAAACUACACUGAUGCUACAACCCAACAAUUUCAAUCAGGAGACUAGUCCAGAAUUCCGAACACGCAUUAUGGCAAGCCACGGAUGCUCUGCAGACGAAGGGCCCGACUUCGAGUGGAAAUCACCACCGGACAGCAAAAGUUUACAGGGUCCUGCCGUCGACUAUGAGAUCCCUUGCACUGCUACCCACCAAAGAAUCUGCCACAUUGUCCAGUAUCUGCCUGCUUGGAACAAAUGGCUAUGUUACAACCAAUCGCAGCUUCGAGAAUCAACGGGAAAGAGCGGACAGUUUUCACUGGUGGCCUGCACUGCGCCUGUCCCGACAACACCUACGGUAGAUAAACUCCACAAGCGGCGUAAAGCAGACAUUUUCCUGAACUGGCUACUAAAGACGCAUCGGUGCGUUGGAGAAAUUGACUUGACGCACUGGCCUCCCUUAAGCACCGCCUUCGACCACUCACCCGACCUUCUUUUCGACGCUCUCUCACAAAACUCAUCCGUUAAAGUGCUAAAGUUGAAGUCUAACAACAUGAACUACCGCCUUUGUGAUGCCAUUUCCUCACUAGUACAGAUCGAAGAAUUCGAAUUCGAAUACGCCUAUGACAGUUUCGAUCGCACUCCAAUGCCCUCUGCACUGUCGUCACUCCUACGGACGGCGCAGUCUCUGAUCUCCCUCAGGAUUCCAGAGUUGCGCUUCGACGAAGCUCAAGCCGAUGAAUUUUUGACAGCGCUCACCACAAACAAAACUCUGCAGGCGCUAUCAAUCCGCGAGAUCAUGAGCUCUCACCCUUUGUUGUUAAAUCGCUCUGCGUUCGCCGAGUUUCUGAAGAGUACGUUGACACUCACCACUCUGACCAUUACGAUCCCAUUUUCUCCACCUUACCAGCCAGCACGAAAUCACUGGCUGUGGAUCCUAGAGGGUCUCCUUAAGAACGAGACAAUUCAGAAUGUGAGUCUCGCAUACGUGAUAGUGGAUGUAGAGAGCUCGGCGCUAAUAACCAAAAUUUUCGCAGAGAAUAAGGUUAUUCGCACAUUCGAAAUCAUUUCAAAGCGGGAACGUUUGGACGCUCAAUAUACGUCGAUGUCCGAAUGCUGGCUUCGGGCCCUUGCAGAGAACAAUACACUAGAAAAUAUUCGAGUACCAAUUAGCAUGUGGACGUUAAAACAGUGGAAGCGCUUCGUCUGUACAAUGGCGAAGAAAAAAAACAUGAGAACAGUAACCAUUGGAGUGACCCUUGCUGAUCGUCCUCUGCUGCCGGAGUUGUGUAAUAUGUUGAAAGAAACAGGUGCUGAAGAGAAGGUGUCUCUAGGAUGGUUUAGCGUUGGAGAAGAACGUGGAAUACUCGAAUGCAAGGCAAUUUCUCAGUUGUAUGCUUACAAAGGACAAUAUGCUAAAGCGGAACUCUGUGGCAUUUUGAAACUCUUGCCGUCACUCCAUCACGUGAAGUUCCUUUCUUUGAACAUCGCCGUUAGAGACUUAGACGCCGGACUAUAUUCAGCCAUCUGUGAGUACAUCACAGCAACUAGUGCGCUGGAAAAGUUAGACUUGAUGCUACGAAGCGAUGGAAUUGAAGACAACGCUGGAGAUCCUCUCAUGACAGCUCUGCUAGAGUCGCUUUCUUGCAACAAAAGCAUUAAGCACCUCGCUAUCUUUGUAAGUCACAUGCAACGUGAGCAAAUCGAGCUUUUGGCUGAUGUAAUACUACUCAGCAAGUCAAUCCGAACCGUCUGCUAUAACGCAGAAAUCUCCCAUAAUAUGGACAUCUUUCUUCGGCGCUUAUCCAUAGGCAUCGCGGACAAUUACCAACUCCUCGGCGUCAAUUCAGGCUCCUUGUCAGAAACACAGAUGCAAGCUUUUGACGACUGCUAUAUCGUUCUGGAAGUUACACGCCGAAACAGCAAUCUACUUACGAGAGCUGCUGCAUAUGUGAGCGGUCUUCGACAAGACAGAUGCGCUGCCUGUGCACUGGACCGAGUCGUUCACCACGCUGCGCUGCCGGAGGAGGUCGGCAAGGUAGCUUCAGUGAGCGAGGCCGAUGCAUCUGCAAUGGUUCGUCGGGCGUUCGCACACCUGCAGGGCUUGGACGACUACAUGCGGCUCUCGGGAGUCGUGCGAGAGAGAGUUGUGUGCUACCCGCGCGACGACGAGAGUGUCCAGUUGGACUGCCUCAACGACUAUUGCUGGGCUGCAGUGAGGCGCUACCUGUUCAUUGACGACAUCAAGGGCUCCACAUUGACAUGGCCAUGUUAUUAUUAAACAAGAUGGACACUUUA